GCCAACGGAUUGGUGAUGGUCCCCUAUACCGUGAGCAGUGACUUCACCAGCUCGGAGAAGCAGCUGAUCAACUCUGCGUUGAACGGCUUCCAGGCCAAAACCUGCAUUCGUUUUGUCCCCCGUCAGAAUGAGGCCGACUACAUCAGCAUCGAGAACCAAGCCGGAUGUUUCUCCUCUGUGGGCAGAGUGGGAGGCGCACAGGUGCUCUCUCUCAAAAGGCCGAACUGCCUCUACUACGGCAUCAUCCAGCACGAGGCCAACCACGCUCUGGGUUUCCAGCACGAACAUACCAGGACCGACCGCGACUCCUACGUCAAUAUCAACUGGGAGAACAUCGACCCGCAGAUGGCUUACAACUUCAACAUGCAGGCCGCCAACAACCUGAAUACUCCCUACGACUACUCCUCCAUCAUGCACUAUGGGAAAACAGCCUUCUCCAUGAAUGGGAAGGAAACCAUGAUCCCCAUCCCCGACCCCAACGUCCCGAUUGGCCAGAUUAACGGCCUGUCCAACUGGGACAUCAUAAGGAUCAAGACGUUCUACGGCUGCUAGUAACAAUGCUGAUGAGAAA
Micropterus salmoides (largemouth bass) is the source of this 571-nucleotide messenger RNA. RefSeq names its product high choriolytic enzyme 1-like. The annotation marks the transcript as partial. The transcript has a single exon. The record is from RefSeq and is a predicted model, not a curated record. Gene Ontology annotation, molecular function: metalloendopeptidase activity; zinc ion binding. Lineage: Eukaryota; Metazoa; Chordata; Actinopteri; Centrarchiformes; Centrarchidae. Gene Ontology annotation, biological process: proteolysis.